AAUCUUAUGCACACCAAAAAGAAAAGCUCUAUUCGAUUUCAAAAAUCCGAAUACUAUGGUGAAACCUAUCAUUCAUUUCGUAUUCGCUCUUACUAUUGCCUCUUAUUUAUUGUUGAUAUCUGAAGCGUUACCGAGAGGAUGGCCAGAAAUAGGUGAAGGUAUAGGUAUGUGUCGCUGUCCUGGUGACAGAGAUCCUGAUUGCCAUUGUCUUCCUCCGGCCGAAGAUUAUCAAGUUCGUACUACUACUACUCCAGCGAUUAGUCCUCCAAUAGAACUUACUACGCGCUGCAAUAGAAACUCUGAUUGUAAUGGAGUAUGCCCUCAAACGUGCAAAUACAAAGUGUGUAUUUCCGAUCAUGCAAUUCAUUACGCUACAUGUCAUUGUUAUAUAUGUUGAUUAAUGCAAAUUCACCGGAUGUAUGAUUAUUAAUUGAAGAAUAAAAUGUCGUGCUUAUAUU
Messenger RNA from Brassica napus (rape), 458 nucleotides. RefSeq names its product defensin-like protein 268. The record is from RefSeq and is a predicted model, not a curated record. NCBI's taxonomy places the organism in Eukaryota, Viridiplantae, Streptophyta, Magnoliopsida, Brassicales, Brassicaceae. The transcript is spliced from 2 exons. The coding region runs from base 56 to 397 and encodes 113 amino acids.